ACGGAAAACAUUUGAUCCGCUUAUAGAGUGAAACGUCCGUUUUCAAAUGCCUCGACCUCCGCCGUGGUGUGGAGGGGGUCGAAGACCCCCAGAGACCCUAAACGGACAAAAAUUUUGUGAAGGCAGAGGCGAUCCAAUAUUUUUUAUUUCAGUGAUUUAGAUCGAGGGCUUCCUGGGUAGGGCUUCCUGGCCUUUUGGAAAGAAGCGUUCUCAACAGACAUGUCGUCGCCAAUGUACAGCUAAUGUGGUCAAUUUUCCGCGUGCAAGUUGCGUGACAACCAUAGAGUUUGUCACAUAUCUGUCAGCUGAUCGCUUCGGCCUAUUACGGUACCCGCUUGAAAAACGCGGGAAAAUUGUGUCACGUGAACAGAUCAGCCGACGAAGACAGCAUGGCGGAAUCCUCAAGUAGUCUAGGUGUACCCAGCAGCCCUCAGCGGACAGAUGGCCUCACAUCAAGUCCAGGAAGGGAUCUGCCGCCGUUUGAAGAUGAAACUGAUGCAGUCCUUGGUAAUGAUGAUGUGGCAGAGGAGGAAGAAGGCGAAGAGUUGUUUGGCGACAGGAUGGAACAAGAUUACCGUCCAAUCCCAGCACUCGAUGUGUAUGAUCCCGCUGCAUUAGAUGAUGAAGACUUUGAUGAAAUGGCACCAGAGGCGCGGCAGGAAGCUGAGCGGCUCAUGAGAAAGAGAGACAGAGAAGAGGCAGCUGCCAGAGGACGACUUCACCGGGGACUUCUUUAUGAUGAAACUGAUGAGGAAGACGAGGAGCAACCAAGACGUCGGCGUAGGCUUGCGGAAAGAGCAGCUGAUGGAGAUAUGCAAGAUGAGGAUGAACUUAUUGAAAGUAUUGAAAACCUGGAGGACAUGAAAGGACAUUCUGUGAGGGAGUGGGUGUCUAUGCAGGCACCUCGCCUGGAAAUCAAGAACAGGUUUAAACAGUUCCUUCGUUCAUUUGUUGAUGAUCAAGGAAAAAGCGUUUACAGGGAGAAAAUUUCACAGAUGUGUGAAGCAAACAAACAAAGCCUUGUUGUUGAUUAUAACAUACUGGCCAACGAGCAACAAGUUUUAGCUUAUUUCCUCCCAGAAGCUCCAUCAGAAGUCCUGCAGAUCUUUGAUGAGGGUGCAAAAGAAGUGGUACUGGCAAUGUUUCCAAACUAUGACCGAAUCACCAGUGAUAUCCAUGUGCGAAUUGCUGACUUGCCCCUCAUGGAGGAACUGAGAUCUUUAAGGCAAUUACAUGUGAACCAACUCAUAAGGACUUGUGGAGUUGUAACGAGUAGCACAGGCAUUCUUCCCCAGCUCAGUAUGGUGAAGUAUGACUGUCAAAAAUGCUCAUUUAUCCUGGGUCCAUUCUUUCAGUCGCCCAAUCAGGAAGUAAAGCCAGGGUCUUGUCCAGAGUGUCAGUCACGAGGACCUUUUGAAAUAAACAUGGACCAGACCAUAUAUCAGAACUUCCAAAAAAUCAAGAUUCAAGAAAGUCCUAGUAAAGUCGCUGCAGGCAGACUUCCACGAUACAAAGAUGUAAUUCUUACUGGUGAUCUUGUCGACAGCUGCAAACCAGGAGAUGAAAUUGAGUUGACAGGUAUUUACAGAAUCAAUUAUGACACAAGCCUGAACCGUUCUAAUGGCUUUCCAGUAUUCGCUACUGUGAUUGAAGCCAAUUUCAUCACCAAACAGGAUGACAAACUAGCUGUGACAAGUUUGACAGACGAGGAUAUCAAGGCAAUUAUUGAUUUAUCAAAAGAUGAGAAAAUUGGUGAAAAGAUUAUAAAUAGUAUUGCGCCAUCCAUAUAUGGUCAUGAAGACAUCAAGAGAGCAAUAGCUCUGGCUAUGUUUGGUGGUGUGGCCAAAGAUCCAGGUGGAAAGCACAAACUUCGUGGCGACAUCAACAUCCUGUUGUGCGGUGACCCAGGAACAGCCAAGUCCCAGUUUCUAAAGUAUGUCGAGAAGGCUGCUCAGAGAGCUGUGUUUACAACUGGCCAGGGUGCGUCAGCUGUUGGAUUGACUGCAUAUGUUCAGAGACACCCAGUCACUAAAGAGUGGACACUUGAGGCUGGUGCACUGGUUCUGGCAGACAAAGGUGUCUGUUUGAUUGACGAGUUUGACAAAAUGAAUGAUGCAGAUCGCACAAGUAUUCAUGAAGCCAUGGAACAACAAAGCAUCUCAAUUUCCAAAGCUGGGAUUGUUACCUCAUUACAGGCACGAUGUAGUAUCUUAGCUGCAGCUAAUCCAAUUGGUGGGCGAUAUGACCCAUCGUUGACUUUUGCCGAAAAUGUUGAUCUCACUGAACCCAUCUUAUCACGGUUUGACAUUCUCUGUGUGGUUAAAGACACAGUGGAUCCAGUGCAGGAUGAAAUGCUGGCCAGGUUUGUUGUCAACAGCCAUGUUAAGCACCACCCUAAUGCUGUGAACAACAAGGAUGAUGAUGAUGAUGAUGACUUUCAGCAGAAUGCUUUGCAACCUGGUGUGGAAACCAUUCCUCAAGAAAUGCUAAAGAAGUACGUCAUAUAUGCCCGUGAGAAAAUCCACCCCAAACUGCACAAUAUGGACCAGGAUAAGAUAGCUAGAAUGUUUGCCGAGCUCAGAAAAGAGUCAAUGGCCACUGGCUCCAUUCCCAUCACUGUUCGACAUAUCGAGUCCAUGAUCCGAAUGGCCGAGGCCCACGCGAAGAUGCAUCUGCGGGAAUACGUGACGGAGGAUGAUGUCAACAUGGCGAUUAGAGUUAUGCUGGAGAGUUUCAUUGAUACUCAGAAGUUCUCUGUGAUGAGAAAUAUGAGAAAGGCAUUUUCGCAGUACUUGGCGUACCGUCGUGACAACAACGAGUUGCUGUUGUUUGUGCUGAAGCAGCUGGCCAAGGAACAAGUGACAUUCUCCCGCAGUCGGUACCGCAGUGAACCUGCUGUGAUUGAAAUUCAGGAGGAUGAAUUCACGGACAGGGCGCGGCAAAUAAACAUAACAAGUUUGGGAUCGUUCUACGACAGCCCAAUGUUCACGUCUAAUCGAUUUAUCCACGACAAGAAACGAAAGCUCAUCAUUCAAACACUGUAGGCUAGGCUGCCUCUUGUUGAACGGUUCGAAACCUGUUUUAGACAAUUUCAACCAUUGCGUUACUGGACAAUAUAAUGAUAAGAAAGGAGUCACACCCUUUUCACUGUAUCAACUUGAUGGCUCGUUGCGUGACUAGAAGCGAAAUGUGUAACGAUGGCUUGACACCCUUUUCGGUGAAGUAUAGCACUCUUCGUGAGGAGGGAAUGGUUAUGAGAAGCUGAAAAUGCUGCAGUUCAAUUUUACGUACAUUCCCGAACGGACGGUCCUGAAGCUUAUGUUAACGUUUCUUUUUUUGCACGUGCUUAAUGCAUGAUGUAAGUCUUGUAAAUUAAUAGCUUUGUUUUUGUACAGACGUGUGUAUCCGUGGUAUAAAAUACAUUUAUCUUCUCAAAA
Molecule: messenger RNA, 3437 nt
Organism: Orbicella faveolata
Lineage: Eukaryota; Metazoa; Cnidaria; Anthozoa; Scleractinia; Merulinidae
Product: DNA replication licensing factor mcm2-like
Biological process (GO): double-strand break repair via break-induced replication; mitotic DNA replication initiation; DNA replication
Cellular component (GO): nucleus; MCM complex
Molecular function (GO): ATP binding; single-stranded DNA binding; single-stranded DNA helicase activity
Source: RefSeq, a predicted model, not a curated record